Lentinula edodes (shiitake mushroom) is the source of this 456-nucleotide messenger RNA. RefSeq lists its product as uncharacterized. Gene Ontology annotation, molecular function: RNA binding. The coding region runs from base 1 to 456 and encodes 151 amino acids. Gene Ontology annotation, cellular component: cytoplasmic stress granule; cytosol. The transcript is spliced from 3 exons. The record is from RefSeq and is a predicted model, not a curated record. Gene Ontology annotation, biological process: positive regulation of translation. Lineage: Eukaryota; Fungi; Basidiomycota; Agaricomycetes; Agaricales; Omphalotaceae.
AUGCCGGCGCCUAUAUCUCGAUUAUCCGUUGCGCUAGACCCAACGGUAUAUUAUUUGCUAGGACAGUUGGAGUACUAUCUGAGCCCACAGAAUCUGGCACAAGACUUCUUUUUGAGGCAACAGGCAUGUUCUCAGCAUCUUUUUUUCAUGGACUCUCAUGGUUGGGUGCCCAUUCCAUUAAUUGCCUCCUUCAACCGCGUCCGUCAAAUUACGAACGAUGAAUCCUUCGUUCGCGACGUCUUGAACAUGUCAAGCGUCGUCGAAGUACAAGGGGACAUGGUUCGUAUGAAGGAAGGGGAAUGGGAGCGAUUUGUUCUUCCCGAUGCGCAGACCAGCCGCGUCGAUUCUAUACACGAAUUUCCGUUAACACCCUCUUCCGAUGAAAUUGAUGAGGAAGAAGAGGAAGAGGAAGAGGAAGAGGAAGUCGUCUUCGUUAUGGGGUAUGAUCCAGUGUGA